UCCUCUCUCUCUCUCUCUCUCUCUCUCCAUCCAUUUUUAGGCCAUACGAUUCCCGUAAAACAAUAGAACUUUCGUGUAAUUAAUCAUGUCGUCGACCGAAAUCCAGCGGAACAUAGCCGAAGGGUCGUCUCGAUCGGCCAUCGACCAGCUGCAGCCGCCGCCGCCGCCGCCACCGCUGAGCCGCUAUGAGUCCCAGAAGCGGCGGGACUGGAACACCUUCGGGCAGUACCUGCGGAACCAGAAGCCCCCCGUCGCACUCUCCCAGUGCAGCUGCAACCACGUGCUCGACUUCCUCCGCUACCUCGACCAGUUCGGGAAGACCAAGGUCCACCUGCACGGGUGCGUCUUCUUCGGGCAGCGCGACCCGCCCGCCCCCUGCACCUGCCCGCUGCGGCAGGCGUGGGGCAGCCUCGACGCGCUGAUCGGCAGGCUGCGGGCGGCCUACGAAGAGAACGGCGGGGCCCCGGAGAGCAACCCGUUCGGGAACGGGGCCAUCCGCGUGUACCUGAGGGAAGUGAAGGAGUGCCAGGCCAAGGCCAGAGGGAUUCCAUACAAGAAGAAGAAGAAAAGGAAGAAUCAGAUCAAGAUGAGCGACGAAGCCAAGCAAUCCAAGCUUUCCUAGUGACAAAAGCUCUGCCUUCAUUUCUCCAUGGAAGCACACAGAUUGGAUCAACACCACGCUAAUAAUGCAUACGAUGUCCAUUGUAGAUAUAAUGUUAAGAAAACAAAAUGAAAGAGCACCAGGUUUGAUAUUUUCGUCGCCGUUGAAAGUUCCUCAGCCUCGGCAUUAAGUCUGGAUGACCCUUUCUAGUAUCUCAAACUCUAGUUGAAAAAAAAAAUGCAAAAACUCCUUCUAUAUCUUCCAGUGUCCAUUUGGGGGGUUUUCACUAGAUACAUCACAAGCACAAGUUGGAUAUACUCUUUGUUAUGAGCCAAAAUACUCUUGUUCUUAAGAGAUUUAUCUCCAUUAACGCUAUGCUCUUUCAAUGUCAAUCUAACAUGAUACACUAGAGAGUGCAUACAUACCCUUCACACCCCUUAUUGAAAGUGAAGUCCUCAUACGCUUGCCUCAUCGAUUUUUCGUUCACAACUUCUAGUAAUAGAUCAACCAACCAAGUUUAU
This is a messenger RNA of Rhodamnia argentea, 1122 nucleotides long. Its product is annotated as protein LIGHT-DEPENDENT SHORT HYPOCOTYLS 10-like. The transcript has 3 exons. NCBI's taxonomy places the organism in Eukaryota, Viridiplantae, Streptophyta, Magnoliopsida, Myrtales, Myrtaceae. The coding region runs from base 86 to 622 and encodes 178 amino acids. Gene Ontology annotation, biological process: mRNA transcription; response to light stimulus. Gene Ontology annotation, cellular component: nucleus. The record is from RefSeq and is a predicted model, not a curated record.